Messenger RNA from Haliotis rufescens (red abalone), 5854 nucleotides. Its product is annotated as vesicular glutamate transporter 3-like. NCBI's taxonomy places the organism in Eukaryota, Metazoa, Mollusca, Gastropoda, Lepetellida, Haliotidae. The coding region runs from base 247 to 1794 and encodes 515 amino acids. Gene Ontology annotation, biological process: synaptic transmission, glutamatergic; neurotransmitter loading into synaptic vesicle; monoatomic anion transport. Gene Ontology annotation, cellular component: excitatory synapse; synaptic vesicle membrane. The transcript is spliced from 13 exons. The record is from RefSeq and is a predicted model, not a curated record. Gene Ontology annotation, molecular function: L-glutamate transmembrane transporter activity; neurotransmitter transmembrane transporter activity.
CUGCGCUGGGGGAAGCGGAAAGCUGCCCAAUGCUAUGAGCAGAGAAGAGUGUGUUCAUCUUCUACAGGGUGAUCCCAGGGCCAGGGAGAUAAAUCUCCCAAAUUCUCCGCUGUCUACCCGUUGUAUGAUACGAGAUCGUGGAAGAUAUUGCUUGAGCAAACCGCUUUCUCUGGACUAAUACACACAAGUAGCGGCCUUCUGUUAUCCUUGGACAUAUCCUAGGCCAUUCUGUGAGCAGGUCAAGAUAUGGCGAUGGCCUGCUGCGUUGACUGCCCCAAACGCUACUUGAUGGUGUUCCUGGGGUUUAUCGGGCUUCUUGUUUCCAUUGGUUUCCGCACGUGUUUUGCUUUAGUCAUGGUUCACGUGACCAAUCACACAUCAGCAAAACGAGACGCCGACACUCUUUUUCCCAAUUGUACAGCAACAGGCACCUCUCGAAACCUGCAGCUGCACAUAGAUCCAAGUCGUGUAUUCCUGUUUUACACCGCUUUUUAUUGCGGUACCCUCGUAACUCAGAUACCAGGCGGUAUUCUUGCAGCUCGCUACUCCUCUAAAUGGGUGUGUGGACUGAGUAUACUGGUGAGCAGUGUGCUGUUCCUGGUGCUUCCCACGGCCAUCCAGUACAACCUCCCAGCUGUGUAUGUCAUCAGGGUCCUCCAGGGCCUAGCCGAGGGAUGCUCGGUGCCUGCUCUGAAUGGCGUCAUAUCAGAAUGGGCCCCCAAAACGGAGAGGAGCCGGAUGAUAACCAUAGCAUAUGCUGGUGCUUACAUCAGCCCCGCCAUCGCCCUCAUCACAACGGGCGCCUGUGCGUGCUACGUCAGCUGGAGCAGCAGCAUCUACAUCUACGGUGGGUGUGGUGUGGUAUGGUCCUUGGUCUGGAUGGUCUGUGUCUAUGACAAUCCUAGACAUCAUCCUAGUCUUGGGGAGAGGGAGAGAGGACUGUUCCAAACGGAUCACUCCUUCAACAACAGCACAGAUGGGGAGGCGGACAUUAUUCCGUGGAGAGGUAUUCUGACGUCACUUCCAGUGUAUGCCAUCAUUGUCGGCGCCUUCUGCCGGAACUGGAUCUCCGCCGUGUUGUUGACCCAGCAGCCCCAGUACUUCAAGGAUGUGUACCACAUGACCACAGCCAAAAUCGGGUUUCUGUCGGCUGUACCUCAUGUCUUGAUGACAAUGGUUGUGAUACCUGGCGGUUUCCUCGUCGACAACGUGAUCAGUCGAGGCAUAUGUUCCAUAACUGUCGCCAGGAGGCUCUCCGAAACACUGGGGUUUGGUUUGGAGGCAGCUAGCUUGAUGGCCAUCGCGUUCGUGGGAGACUGGAAAAAGGCUUUCGGUCUUUUCUGUGCGGGUGUCGGUUUCAGUGGCUUCGCAAUCUCAGGUUAUCAGGUGAAUCCUCUUGACCUAGCCCCCAAGUAUGCCAGCGUUGUGACAGGUCUAUCUAGACUUGGGAUGCUGGGGUCCAUCCUCAGCACACUGAUCGCCUACUUCGCCAGGGACGUCGUCACAAACGCCGACGUCGCCACUGCUUGGAAACGACUCUUCAUCAUCGCCGCCUCCAUCCACUUCGGUGGCGUUAUCUUCUACGCUGUCUUCGCAUCCGGACAGCGACAGCCUUGGUCAGGGUCCCCGUCAACGUUGUCAGUUUCCAUUCCUCAACCAGUCGCUAAUGACGACGACGUCGAUGACGAGACCACAAGACUGUUACGUAGGCGCUUACGGCAUCGUCGACCUCAUCUUCUGGAUGCCGAUAGUUACGAAUAUGGUUCAACAACCAGAUUUUUCAAUACCAUUUGAUACAAACGUAAAUACAUGCCGUAAUCAUAUUGUGAAACGUGUCACUUGCAAACGUUUUAUGGUAGGCAUGCGGAUGAUAUUUUCAAUUUGACACGUCAGUUACAAAAAGUAUGUCCUUUGCAAUUCCUAUUUUAAUCUGACUUGUACCAUAGUUGUUUUAGUUAUAUUUUUAGUUAUUUUUUCAAGUAAACUACUUACUUGCCUUUGCAUGUGUUUGUGACGGGUGCCACAAGUGAGGCAGAAUACAGCCACCUUUUCGCGAACAGCUGUUGUCAUCACUUGAUAGUGAUUCAUAAACACAUGUUCAUGAUAAGGUCGGAAACGUACAAUGGACUACAUUUCUUAUGAAUAUCGAAAGGGUUUUGUUGCUUGUAUUAUUGUAUAUUCAUUUAAUGGUAUCCGCCUCGCGCAAUGUCUUGACUAAAUUAUAAUUCCAUAACAAGACUAAACAUUCUUACUCAUCAUUCAAUGUGCGGUGGCACGUUCUCCUCAUUGGUAGCUACACAUCUGAUAAUUUUCAUUACAAUUUUUAUAGGUUUUGUUAAAUUAUUGUUUACAGCAUCUGGUGGAGAUGUUGAGAUUUUGAAACACACCUCAAACUCAAGCUUGAUUCCCUUGAUUCCGUUAUUAAUGGUGUUUUCAAAAGAAAUCAUGUCCAUGGUAGAUUAUUGGAUUGACGAAAAUCGUGUUACACUAUUCAGCAUAAUUCACUAAUAAUUGAUUGAAGACAUAUGCCGUUGUCGGAUGCCAUUGGAUGGCCUACUAAUAAUCUCGACCCAAACGUCGUUACUGAACUAACUUUAUCAUUUAGAAUUCAUCAGAUCAGAAGAUGAUAUAUAUAUAUAUAAUAAAUAAUAGUAUUUGUUCAUUGAACCACACGUAUAUCAUUGUUCAGGCAGGAAUAAAAAAAGAGAUAACGUCGUUAAAUCUCAUCAUCAUCAUCAUCAUCAUCAUCAUCAUCUGCUCUGGAAGAGAGUCAUUCAUUGUUCAUCGACCAGCCCCGGGCUGCGGCAACAAAUCAAAACUUAAUCUCAACUCCUCUCUCUCCUGAAACGACAACCAACAACUAAAGUCUCCAUACCAGUUCCCACACUACAGCCAAUCUUACAGUCAGUCAGCGGCAGGCCAAGCAGCCUUCCUCGCCACGAUAACUUCUCUUGUUGCCUACUGUGCACUGUUAUUAAAACACUGAUAGAUAUGAAACGGUAUCUUUGAUCACCACGUUUUGUAACAAAAGCCCCAUGGGUCACGGAAUUAAGUUCUUUCUUUAAGUUUGUCACGUGGAACAGAGGUGUACAAGGUUGGAAAAUCAAAUGUUUUGAGAAAAUUAAACUUGAUUCUUUUCUUAGAUUGUAAACAGUCAAGCAAAUCCUUUGAGUUUGAGAAGAGUCAAAUAUUAUUUUUUUAAAUCCAACCCUUAUUAUUGCUGUUCAGGAAAUCAGAAAUAUCUAGGAUAGACCUCGCUGGGCUGUUCAUGACGACGCCUGGGGCAGUGUCUACUGCCCAUUCAAAAUUACACUUAAUCUUCCCAAUACGUCUUAUCAGUCCCCAAACCGAAUUCUUGACACCAACACCCAGCGAAAAACUUACAACUUUAAAAAAACAGAUUGGCAGCAGUUCACAAAACUAUGCAAACUUGACAUAGCAAACCUACACAAUUUAAACAAUGACACCCUUAAUACAAACUUCACAAACACAAUACAGGACAUAGCCUUGAAAUGCAUCCCGACAACCAAACCACCCAAGUCUAAAGCACAGAAAUAGGAAAGGGCUCUUUAUCUAUCCCAAGGAGAAUGGCCAAAACUCCUUUUGGAUAAACAUCAUUCUAAAGAAAGUAAUACAUCUAAAGAAACAAUAAAGGCAGCUAAAGAGAAACAUUGGCAAACCUUUUCUAGCACAUUAAACAUUGGAAAACAAAAUACCAAAAUUCUAGGCUACAAACAGUAAUACAGGCCACAACGGUUAGUGGGCCGAACACUAACCAGGAGACAGCGGACAGUUUGUACUCGAGUCUACAAACAGUAAUCAGGAUAAAGCGAGUAGUGCGUAUCUGAGUCUACAAACAGUAAUCAGGAUAAAGCGAGUAGUGCGUAUCUGAGUCUACAAACAGUAAUACAGGCCACAACGGUUAGUGGGCCGAACACUAACCAGGAGACAGCGGACAGUUUGUACUCGAGUCUACAAACAGUAAUCAGGAUAAAGCGAGUAGUGCGUAUCUGAGUCUACAAACAGUAAUCAGGAUAAAGCGAGUAGUGCGUAUCUGAGUCUACAAACAGUAAUCAGGAUAAAGCGAGUAGUGCGUAUCUGAGUCUACAAACAGUAAUCAGGAUAAAGCGAGUAGUGCGUAUCUGAGUCUACAAACAGUAAUCAGGAUAAAGCGAGUAGUGCGUAUCUGAGUCUACAAGCAGUAAUCAGGAUAAAGCGAGAAGUGCGUAUCUGAGUCUACAAACAGUUAUCAGGAUAAAGCGAGUAGUGCGUAUCUGAGUCUACAAGCAGUAACCAAGAGACAAUGGGCAGUGCGUAUCUGAGUCUACAAGCAGUAAUCAGGAUAAAGCGAGAAGUGCGUAUCUGAGUCUACAAACAGUAAUCAGGAUAAAGCGAGUAGUGCGUAUCUGAGUCUACAAACAGUAACCAAGAGACAAUGGGCAGUGCGUAUCUGAGUCUACAAACAGUAAUCAGGAUAAAGCGAGGAGUGCGUAUCUGAGUCUACUAACAGUAAUCAGGAUAAAGCGAGUAGUGCGUAUCUGAGUCUACAAACAGCAACCAAGAGACAGCAGGUAGUGGGUGAGGGAUACAUAUAGAGGUUUGGUAUAUAGUAUAGAUGGGGAUAUAUGUAGGUGUGUGACAUAUGGUGUAGAUGGGGGAUAUAUAUAUAGAUGUUUGGUAUAUAGUAUAGAUUGGGAUACAUGUAGGUGUGUGACAUAUGGUGUAGAUGGGGGAUAUAUAAAGAGGUUUUGUAUAUGGCAUAGAUGGGGAUAUAUGUAGGUAUGUGGCAUAUGGCAUAGAUGGGGGAUACAUAUAGAGGUUUGGUAUAUGGCAUGGAUUGGGAUAUAUGUAGGUAUGUGGCAUAUGGCAUAGAUGGGGAUAUAUGUAGAUGUUUGGUAUAUGGUAUAGAUGUGGAUAUAUGUAGGUAUGUGGCAUAUGACGUAGAUGGGGGAUAUAUGUAGAUGUUUGGUAUGUGGUAUAGAUGGGGAUACAUGUAGAUGUUUGGUAUAUGGUAUAGAUUUGGAUAUAUGUAGGUAUGUGAUAUAUGACGUAGAUGGGGAUAUAUGUAGAUGUUUGGUAUAUGGUAUAGAUGUGGAUAUAUGUAGGUGUGUGAUAUAUGGCAUAGAUGGGGAUUUAUGUAGGUGUGUGAUAUAUGGCGUAUAUGGGGGAUAUUUUUCAAAUAUUUUUUAUUCAAUUCAGUAUAUGAUAUCACAGAGUUAUACAUUGAGUAGCACGUCAUGAGGUAUACUUAUUAGGUGUAGGUUACAUACUUAUACAGCAGACAGCAACUUUAAGUUGGCUACAGGUGUCCAACAAUGCUUACAAAUGGUGAAACGGGCAGGCUACAUUUGCCAUGUUCAUUAACUAAGUGUGAAGCUAAAUCCUUACAGCACAUUAGCGGAAAUUGUUCAUAAAAAACAGAGACAUAUUAACUUGACAAGUCAUUUGCCAAAUUUUUCCAUUUUCUGUCAAACUGUCUUAUUGUAUUGUUUUUGAGUGCAAUUGAUUUCUCUAUCCGAAAUAUAUCGAUUAAGGUCUUCAGAAACUUUUCAAGUGACAAUUUGUUUUUUUUAAUACUUGAUACAUGGAUAUAUAUUUUGCCUGCCAGUAUGGUGUUAUUUAACAGUAUGUUAGAGUUGUACCCAAGUCAAUAACAGAGCAUUUUGUAAAUGUAAAUUGUUUUGAACAUUUUGCAUUCAGAAAACAUUCAACUUUAGCCCCAAACUCUUUAACAUGCUUACAAUCCUAAUAUACAUGACGUAAAGAUUCAGUGGCAGUUUCACAAAAUGAGCACAGAUCAUCAUCGAGAAUUUUCAUUUUAAACAAAUCUUUCUUUGUAUAGAUGUUGCGAUAA